Rosa rugosa (rugosa rose) is the source of this 5328-nucleotide messenger RNA. Its product is annotated as probable LRR receptor-like serine/threonine-protein kinase At3g47570. The transcript is spliced from 3 exons. Lineage: Eukaryota; Viridiplantae; Streptophyta; Magnoliopsida; Rosales; Rosaceae. The record is from RefSeq and is a predicted model, not a curated record. Gene Ontology annotation, biological process: protein phosphorylation. Bases 2070 to 4541 code for a protein of 823 amino acids. Gene Ontology annotation, molecular function: protein binding; protein kinase activity; ATP binding.
AUUUGCAUACAAUGUAGAGAAGUCAGUUGCUCUUGUCGAUAACGUUGCUGCUGGUACACUCUUGUAUACCAAACUUGACCAUGGCAGCACAAAAGAACAAUCUCACAACUUACCAGUUUGCUCUUCUUAAUUUCAAACUAAAACAUGAUCUUGACCAAGUGGUCAAUCACUAGCCCCGUUUGCAAGUGGCUUCGCAUUACUAGCUUGUUGUGCUCGCCACUUUAGAGUUGCAGCCUUGAACCUCUCAAGAAGAAGUUUUUGGAAGGAUACUGAAGAGUGUGCGAACAGUUUCUGUAUUGAACUUCAAACAAUUAUACCUUCUAUGCAUAGUUGUAGCCUAAAGGAGGUUUGUAUUAACAGCUAGCAAUAUAUUAUACUGCAAAUCACUUCUGCAUUCAGAAAUAUAUCACAACUAAAUUUUCAAUCUCAAUUCUUUAUGUACAUGAUAUAAUAGCGGCCAGCGAUCUUUCUUUUUUAAUGUACCAGCUUGAAUUAGCAGACCGAAUAGUCAGACAACAUUUAUGUACCACAGUUGCAUUGCAUCUCCAUUGAUCCAUUUAAUUACUAACAAUUCCACACAUUUUGAACCUCAUUUCCUCAUCAGUGAUGUAUUAAAUGACGUAUGUGUAUGUGUACUGAUCAAGCUUUUCGCCAUCUUGUGGAUUCUGAUAUGACAAAAAGUCGGGGCAGACAGCUCAGGCUCAGCCAAGCCCUCUUCAUUAGUAGUUGUGUGUGUGUGUGUGUGUGUUGUGUGUGUGUGUGUGUGUGUGUUCAACUAUAUAUGUCAAGCCAGUGUGUGUGUGUGUAUUCAACUAUAUAUGUCAAGCCAGUUCCUCUUGUAACUCUAGCUUCUCAGAUUCAAUUAAGACCUCCACACAUUCUGCACAUAUCCAUCUCCGUUCCAGCAACAUAUAUCCCAACAAUGGAGAGAAUUACUUGGUUCUUCCUGGCCGCGGCUAGCUGCUUAACUAUGGCAGCAGCACUAACCAACAGUAAUCUCACUACAGAUGAGUCUGCUCUUCUUGCUCUCAAAGCUCAUAUCACCAGUGAUCCUCAUAACAUGAUCUCCACCAACUGGUCAACCACCACCCCUGUUUGCAACUGGGUUGGUGUUACUUGUGGUGCACGCCACUUUAGAGUGGCAGUCUUGAACCUCUCUUAUAUGGGACUCACGAGCACCAUUCCUCCGGAGCUUGGUAACCUAUCGUUCCUUGUUGCGCUAAGCUUGAGAAAUAACAGUUUUCAUGGUACCUUGCCUUUGGAAUUGGGUCGUUUGCGCCGAUUGAAGCUCAUCAGUUUCAGAUUCAACAAUUUUAUGGGAGCCAUUCCAUCAUGGUUUGGGUCCUUAUCCAAACUUGAAACCUUCGAUUUGUAUGGUAAUCGAUUUUCAGGCUCCAUACCUGCUGCCAUCUUCAACUUAACAGCUCUCCAAGUAAUCAACCUGAGCUAUAACCAGCUAUCAGGUAGCAUACCAAGAGAAAUUGGAAACCUAACAAAGUUGAAGGAGAUAUACCUUGAUAGAAAUAAUUUCAAAGAAAUUCCAAACGAGAUUGGAGCCUUGAAUCAACUGGAGAGGUUGUUUGUGCAGUUCAAUGCCUUAGAAGGGCAUGUUCCUCUCGCUGUCUUCAACAUGUCUUCUUUGAUUACUAUGACUUUCUAUAGAAACAGUUUGAAUGGUAGUCUUCCAGAGAAUAUAUAUCAACAUCUUCCGAGCAUUCAACAGUUGGAUUUGGCUCAGAACCAGAUUGAUGGUCCAAUUCCAUCCAAUAUUGGCAACUUAACCCAGAUAAGGAUGAUUGACCUUGGGUGGAACUAUUUGACAGGUAUUCCACCAUAAUGUCAACUGCAUAUAUAUAAACACUUAUAUUGUUCCUAUCAUGUUUUUAUUUCUUAAGUACAUCAAUGUGGGUAAACUGACUAAUCUUUUAAUUGGUCAAAACAGGUUAGUAAGUUUUUAAUUAACAAGUGAACAGAUAAACAGAUUAUAAUUAUGUGAAGAAACGAAGAAAUGAAAAUACAAUAUAUAGCACAGAGGAUUUGGAACAUCUAUAACCCAAUGAAAUAUUUGAAUGACAAUUAAGGUGUUGAUAUUAAUUUUGGCAGGGACUAUACCACAUGAGAUUGGUCAUCUUCCAAGUUUAGAGAGAUUGAGCCUCGGAAUUAAUAAUCUCAGUGGUCUCAUCCCAUCCUCGAUCUUCAAUAUUUCCACAAUAACAUUGAUAGAUCUUCACGACAAUCAGCUCUCAGGCACCCUUCCAGCAAACAUAGGCCUUGGGCUUCCAAACCUCCAAUUUUUCUUCAUAGGAGGAAAUAAGCUCAGUGGAGUACUCCCUAAAUCCAUCUCCAAUGCUUCUCAGCUCAUAAGGCUAGAGCUUGGCCAAAACUUAUUUUCCGGCUUUAUUCCUAGUGAGCUCUGUGCCUUAGCAAACCUUUAUCGGCUUGCCUUACACCAGAAUAAUUUGACCAUUGAUACUUCUAUUCCAGAAGUAAAUUUUUUCUCUUGUUUGGCAAAUCUUAAAGAUCUGAGCACAUUAGCCUUGUCACACAAUCCUUUAAAUGCCAAGCUUUCGGUUUCCUUUAGUAAUCUCUCAGCAUCACUUGAAUUCAUUUAUUUAGGUGACUGCAACAUGAGAGGUAACAUCCCCAAUGAUAUAGGCAACUUGAGCAACUUAACACUCUUAGACCUUGCGGAAAAUAAACUGAGUGGACCAGUUCCAACUUCAAUGGGAAGAUUACAGAAUGUCCAAAUUUUGGAUGUGCAUGGUAAUAAAUUGCAAGGACACAUUCCGGAUGAACUUUGUCAACUAAUCCAUCUAAAUGAGUUAAGUCUGUAUGGGAAUCAACUUACUGGUGCCAUACCUGCCUGCUUGGGUGAUCUAAAUGCAGCUCUCAGAGGUCUAUUCUUACAGUCCAAUUUGUUAACAUCCACAAUACCAUCUACCUUGUGGGGGCUUUCAGAUAUCUUGCACUUAAACCUUUCAUCCAACUCUCUAGUUGGGCCUCUCUCAGAAGGUUUUGGCAAUUUGAAAGUUGUCAUCGAUGUAGAUUUAUCAAACAACCAACUAUCUGGCAGCAUACCAAGCAGUAUUCAGAGUCUACAAAAUUUGGUCAAUCUGUCCUUGGCAAGUAAUAAUUUAGAAGGCCCUAUUCCUAGUUCCUUUGGAAACUUGCUAAGCUUAGUACGCUUGGAUUUAUCCCAGAACAAUCUCUCUGGAAUGAUUCCAAAGUCUCUAGAAGCACUCUCAUAUCUCAAGUAUCUGAACUUGUCUUUCAACAAACUCCAAGGAGAAAUUCCAACAGGCGGACCUUUCACAAACUUGUCUGCUCAAUCGUUUGUUUCAAACCGUGGACUCUGUGGUGUAUCCCGAUUUCAUGUUCAACCAUGCAAAAGGAAAAGUGAUACAUCUAUCUUGAAAUAUGUUAUUCCAGGGAUCUUGUCAGCAAUGCUUCUUGUGAUCUCCAUAAUUUGGUUGGUGAUGUUACGCAGAAAAAAGAAUGUGGAAGCUACAAUAGAGACUACCUACUUGCCUCAACCUCUGUACAGAAGAGUUUCAUACCAAGAGCUUCUAAGUGCAACAAAUGGAUUCAAUGUGAGCAACUUACUUGGCACUGGCAGUUUUGGCUCAGUUUAUAAAGGAACAUUUUCAGAUGGGGUAGAUGUGGCCAUAAAGGUUUUUAAUUUAGAAACAGAAGGGGCUUUCACAAGUUUUGAUGUUGAAUGUGACAUGCUAAGCAAUAUUCGUCACCGAAAUCUUAUCAAAGUCAUCAGUUGCUGCAAUCAAAAUGAUUUCAAAGCUCUUAUACUGAAUUACAUGCCUAAUGGGAACCUGGAGAAGUGGUUAUAUUCACAGAACUAUUCUUUGAACAUGCUGCAGAGGUUGGAUAUAAUGAUAAAUGUUGCAUCAGCUUUGGAGUAUCUUCAUCACGAUUACGAAACACCUAUUGUCCAUUGUGACUUGAAGCCCAGCAACAUAUUACUAGAUGAUGAUAUGGUUGCACAUGUUGCUGACUUUGGCAUAGCAAAACUAUUAGGCGGAGGAGAUUCUAUGACUCAAACGAUGACGCUGGCGACAAUUGGGUAUAUGGCUCCAGGUGAUGUACUAUUGCUAGUAUAUGUUUCAACUUUGUAUGUUAUGAUUAAUGUUGUUGUCCUUAAGAAUCUGUUUUAUAUAUCAUAUAUUGCAGAGUACGGAACGGAAGGGAUUGUCACUAGAAGAGGGGAUGUGUAUAGUUUUGGCAUUGUAUUGAUGGAAACAUUCACAAGAAGGAAGCCAACUGAUGAGAUGUUCGUUGGGGAAAUGAGUUUAAAGCAAUGGGUUGCAAAUUCACUAUUUGCAGAUGCAAUAGUUGAAGUUGUUGAUACUAAUUUACUUGGGACACAGAAAGAUCCUAAAUUUGUGAGCUAUAAUGUUUGCUUAUCAUCCAUUAUGAGAUUAGGUGUUGCUUGUUGUGUAGAGACACCAGAAGAGAGGAUAAAUAUGCAAGAGGCUGUAGCCACGCUGAACAAAAUCAAGACCGAGUAUGUGAAGGAGGUGUGGUGACGAACCGAUCCUCUUGUUCAGCAGACCUUUGAUGAAUAUAUACCAUAUAUUCUGUAUCUAUAUAGUAUAUUUUGUAGGUUUGGCAUUUGAUUCGGUCCUUAAUGAUUUAAUAGUAUGAUUGUGCGAUUCUGCUCAUGUUUGUGUAACAUUUAACCCACCUUUCUUACACUAAAUCUCGACUCUUCAGAAUGUGAAAAUAUCCCGAGACUUCUAUUAGUACGUGUAUAUCUAGUAUUAGACUGAUUGUAAUUGAGCUAGGUCUAUUCUAAGCACAAUAAUAGAUGCAAUGAAAUCAAACAGAAAAUCAAAGCUUACUUGUGUAUGAGAUGGUCUAAGCACAACGGACUCCUCUUCUUCAUUAUUGUCUCUUGCUGCUCGGGUUAGCUGACUUCUCCAUUCAAAGCUUCUUUUGUUGGCGAACAUUCAGAGUUCAUUACUGUAUACGGUUUCGUGUGGUUUUUGGGCUUUGAAUAUGCUCAAGGAGCCCAUUACCACCAGGCCUGCAUAUUGUCUGACCUGCUGUAAUUAUUUUUUCGUUACGUGUUUUAUUUUGGGGUGGGGUAAGUAUCUGAGGCUGUAACUUUAACUUGAUGGGUAAAGAGUCGAGUUGUUGCUUACCAACCUCUGAUUUUCAUUUCUGGCUUCAUGGCUCAAUUUAAGCAAACCCAAAAUCCAAAGAACAAUAUAACAGAAGCUAGCAAAAUAUGAGAUGCCAAAAGGUUUUGGACAUCUCACAUCUUUGGCCAUAGAAUACAAACUUGUCAUUUGGAAGGGAGAGCUAGCUGAU